Messenger RNA from Gambusia affinis (western mosquitofish), 2821 nucleotides. RefSeq names its product collectin sub-family member 11 (gene colec11). The coding region runs from base 70 to 915 and encodes 281 amino acids. The record is from RefSeq and is a predicted model, not a curated record. Lineage: Eukaryota; Metazoa; Chordata; Actinopteri; Cyprinodontiformes; Poeciliidae. The transcript is spliced from 7 exons.
GCUGCUGCAGAUCUGGAAGCUGGAAUCGCCUGUCUGGUCUGGAAACACUCGUCAAGUCCAUGUGGAAGAAUGGCACGAUGGAAACCUUUACUCCCUGUGACUCUGAUAUCUGUGAUGAUGAUGAUGAAUUUAUUACAAGUGCAGUUAUUACACGGACAACAAGUGGCAGAAGAUUCCUGUACAAUUCAGAUCCUUGUCCCUGGACUCAAAGGAGAACCAGGAGAAAAAGGAGAAAAAGGAACUCCUGGCAGACCAGGGAGAGUCGGCCCUCCAGGAGAGAACGGAGGACCUGGGUUUAAAGGACAGAAAGGAAUUAUGGGACAUCACGGAAAAUUUGGCCCAAGUGGAAUAAAAGGGGUUAAAGGUGACAUGGGCGACCCGGGACCAAGAGGUCCUAAUGGAGAGCCAGGGGUUCCAUGUGAGUGUGCAUCAAUGAGGAAGACGAUUGGAGAGAUGGACAUCGUCGUGGCUCACCUGUCCUCAGAACUGAACUUUAUUAAAAAUGCACUGCCCUCCCCUGCAGCUGUUGCAGGCAUAAAAGAGACAGACAGUAAGGUCUAUCUGUUGGUGAAGGAGGAGAAGCGCUACGCCGACGCCGAGGCUUUCUGCCAGGCGAGGGGGGGGCACCUGGCCAUGCCGAAGGACGACGGCGCCAACGCCGCCAUCGCCGGCUACAUAACGGAGGCCGGCCUGAGCAGAGUCUACAUCGGCGUUCACGACCUGGACCAGGAAGGGCUUUUCACCUACGUGGACCGCUCCCCGAUGAGCACCUUCAGCAGGUGGAGGCCAGGGGAGCCCAACAACGCCUACGACGACGAGGACUGCACGGAGAUGGUGGCGUCCGGGGAGUGGACCGACGUGGCCUGCCAUCCCACCAUGUUCUUCAUCUGUGAAUUUAACAAAAACUCUGUGUGAAAACGGGGAUAAAACCACACACAGCUGGAGCGAUUAACUGCAGUAGUCAUGAUUAAUCGAUAGCUGAAAUAAUCCUCAGCUAAUUUAGUAAUUGAUUAAUCAUUCAAUUAAUCAUUAACUGGAGUACGAAGAUUUUAAAGAGGUUGUUUACAGAAAGAAAGACAUACAGAUAAAAGAUAUAAAGAUAAAUAUAUAUUAAGCUAAAACUGAACAAAAAUAUAUACAUUUUGCAUUUAAGAUCAAAUAUAUUUGUGUAUAAAUUUGUUCCAUCCAGUCAGAACUUCUAACUUCACGUGGUUCAAAAUAUUCAAUAAAAAUAAAAAGAUCUACCUCCUGUAAAACAUUUUCCUAUCUAAUUAUUAAUUGAUUCAUCCAAAAAUAAUUAAACCUGCAAAGCUUUGAUGUUGAGUCAGGAAGAAAGCUCUGGGCUUUUGUUGUUUUUUACAGUGCAAAAACACAAAAUCUCACCAAAUAUUUUAGUCCAGUUUUUAGUGAAAAUAUCUUGGUUUACUUGCAAAAUGACAUAAAAUAACUUUUCAGCAAAAUAUGUGUUUUUAGGUCAAUAUUGAUUGAAUAUUAAUAAAAAGCAUUAGUUCUAUUUUUUCACUUAUGAUAAAAAUAUCUAAGUUAAAAAUUGGAACUAGAUAUUUUUAUCAUAAAUUAUUGAUUUAAAAUAUAUAAUAAAACAAGUUCCUAUAUUUUGCUGAAAAUUUAUUUGUAAGUUUGUUUUCUCUUAUUUAAAUAGAUAUUUGACCCAGAAACUAUUCUGGUAAGAUUUUGUGUUUUUGCAGUGUAGCUGUCAAAUGAUUAGGCUCUGAUGGCAUUUUAGGAAAUAUAAUGUUUAUUUUCUUGCUUAAAAUUUUAAUUAUUUAAUUGAAUCUUUUAAUGUAUUUAUGAAAAAAGGCUCCGUGGUUUAGUGAAAAAUCUGCAGAAAGCACCAUUUUUUAAAUCGGUUUGUCAGAACCAUUGGUAGAAUAAUUGAUUGAUAAUCGUUAAUUGCAGCUCAUUGCAGUUUGAGAUCAGAUGUACAAACAAGAGGAUGUUCUGUUUGAUUGUGGAUCUAAUAAGCUAUUUAUUUCUGAGCUUGCAGGAUCCUGAGUUUGUUUUAAAUUCUUCUUAUUCAAACUAGCAUAUUCUGUUUUUCUUCCAUCUGCAUAUUGAGCUUUUAUAGCAUGCAAAUAUCCUGUAAGAGUCUCAUUGACAAACAGCACAAAUAAGCAGUGGACUAAAGAUUGUGUGGAAAAAUAUCCAAUUAAAAAACAGAUUCAGUUUCUGCUUGAGUGCUUUUAAUCAAACCAACAGAACGCAGCUCUCUGUGUUUCUAUUCAACAUGAUAAGAAAUGUGCAGGUUUUUGUACAAUAAGCAGUGAUGGAUGAACAAGAAAGAGGACAGACAUCAUUUCCUACUGCUGAGCUGGCUGCUUUUAUUCAAUGCAGCUGAGAAAAACCCUGAGACUGAAGGAGAGGAAAAAACCUGCAGAUACUUUUGACAGAAGAUAAUUUCACUUCUUUAACAUUUUUGAAGGCAAAAUGUUUACUAAACAAUAUCAGUGCACACAAACAAAAUCAAUAGGAAAUAAUCACCAUAUUCAAGCCUCACACCAAAUCAAAAUCAUCUUAAAGGACGAGCUGAUCAAAAAACUGCAAAAACAGAACAUUUUACCAAGUAUUUUAUCCUGAAAUAAGACAAAAUAUAGGAGCUUUAUACUGAUGGAAAAGUGGAAGAUUAUUUCAGAGAACAUGGGAAAAUGUUUUGUUGUAAAUGAAAUAAUCUGCUAAUAAGUACGUUUUACAUCAAUAUUAAGACAUUAUUGGAUUAAAACAAACUCCUAUAUCUUGCUGAAAAGUUAGUUUUGUUUUAUUUCAAGCGUAUUAAGAAAUUUUACACAAGAAACUGAGUGGAGAA